Coccidioides immitis RS is the source of this 2005-nucleotide messenger RNA. RefSeq names its product acyl-coenzyme A synthetase ACSM5. The transcript has 5 exons. The record is from RefSeq and is a predicted model, not a curated record. Gene Ontology annotation, biological process: fatty acid biosynthetic process; acyl-CoA metabolic process. The coding region runs from base 268 to 1959 and encodes 563 amino acids. Lineage: Eukaryota; Fungi; Ascomycota; Eurotiomycetes; Onygenales; Onygenaceae. Gene Ontology annotation, molecular function: fatty acid ligase activity; fatty-acyl-CoA synthase activity.
CAAGCGUUAAGCUCCAAACAAAAUGCCUGAAGCUCUUUCACUGGCCAGUCAGCAGCAGCUAGUUGGUUGGGGAACCCUUGACCACUUCGUCCCCCAAGGAUAGCUAUUUAACGACGCAAGAGGUUCAAGCCGGACCUCCGCUGCUCCGCUGCUCCGUACAUGAUCCUUGCUCAGCUCCGAUUCCAACGACGCAGUCAUAAGUAGGUCAAGCUGAACGAAGACAGGAGCUCCUACAGUCCCCCUGUUGAUCGAGCUGGACGAAGAACCAUGGCGCGAAUCCCCGAAGAAAUGCCCCAGUGCCCGGAGCACUUCAAUUUCGCCGUUGACGUUGUUGACAAAUGGGCCGCAGAAACCCCUUCACCGCAGGCGCUGCUCUGGGUUGAUCAAAACGGUCGGAAUCCCCUGUCUCUCGAUUAUGCCUAUUUCUCGAAACGCUCCCACCGUGCCGCUGGGCUUCUCGCGCGUCUUGGUGUUAAAAAAGGGGAUAGAGUGAUCAUUAUCCUUCCACGCGUGCCAGCUUGGUGGGAGGUUGCUACUGCAGUAAUACGUCUCGGUGGUGUUGUCUGCCCAUGCACAACUUUGGCAGUCGCCCAUGAUAUCGAAUACCGAGCCCAGGCAUCAGGAGCCACGGUCUUCGUUGGCGACAGUGUGAGCUUAGAGAAAUUUAAUUCAGUGCGCAAAAAUUGCCCAAACGUCCGACUUGCCCUGCAAGCUGCUGGGGCUCCCCUCAAAGAUACCCUGCAAUAUUCCUCUGAAUUGGACAAAUUCCCGGAGGAAUUCCUAUUCCGUGGCGAUGGCCGCAAGACUAAAUGGUCGGACCCAUCAAUGAUCUAUUUUACCUCAGGAACAACGGGAAUGCCAAAGAUGGUGCUUCACAACCAAGUCUCAUAUCCUUUAGCCCAUGUGUUGACCGGACGUCUAUGGCUGGAUUUGGAGCCCGGGAAGCUUUAUUGGAAUUUGUCAGAGCAGGGCUGGGCGAAAGCAGCUUGGGCCUGGUUUGGUGCCUGGAAUUGCGGAGCGGCCCUCUUUGUUCAAGAGACUGUCGGCCCAUUCAGCGCAGAACAAACAUUAGACAAUCUCCAUAACUAUCCUAUCACCACCCUAUGUGCUCCCCCAACCGCGUAUCGCCAAUUUGUGCUACCUUCACGACAGGAAUACUUCCGCAGAAAUCCACCCAUGAGGCUUGAGCAUUGCGUCGGUGCGGGUGAGCCGCUCAACGACCAAGUCAUUCGGACUUGGAAAGAAAUGUGUGGGCUCGAAAUUCGAGAUGGAUAUGGACAAACAGAGACGACGCUAGUUUGCGGCAAUAUUAAAGGCAACAAGGUUAAAUUCGGCUCAAUGGGCAAACCUCUACCCGGCGUCCCAUUAACGGUUAUCACCCCAGAGGGCGAAGAAUCGCCUGCUGAAGAGGAAGGUGAAAUUGCUAUCGCCACUACGACUCCAGAAGGAUUUCAGACCCUCAAUAUCUUUUCAGGCUACUUGAAACCUGACGGCACUGUUUUGCGACCUACCCGCCAAGGAAAGGGUCGAUCAUGGUAUUUAACUGGUGAUAGAGCGUACAGAGAUGACGAGGGGUAUCUCUGGUUUGUCGGUCGUUCUGACGACGUUAUAAACUCCUCAGGCUACAGAAUUGGCCCCUUCGAAGUUGAGUCUGUACUCAAGAAACACCCGGCCGUAGUGGAAUCUGCUGUCGUAGCUUCCCCAGACGCUGCCCGCGUUGAAGUUGUGAAAGCUUUCAUCGUCUUACAAGACGAAUACAAAUCUCGUGAUUCCGCUGCUCUUAUUGCCGAAUUACAAGACUUCUGCAAGGCAGAGACCGCUCCAUACAAGUAUCCCCGGCGUAUCCAGUUCGUAGAACCGGGAUUUUUGCCCAAGACAAUAAGCGGGAAGAUCAAACGGGCUGAACUAAGGGCUUUGGAGAAGAAGAUAGUUGAGAGAGCCCAAGGUGCAAAGAUAUAACAUAGUAACGUUUAUCAUGGGAGACGCAAAUAGCGUUUACGUUCCA